Cladophialophora psammophila CBS 110553 is the source of this 375-nucleotide messenger RNA. RefSeq lists its product as uncharacterized. The transcript is spliced from 2 exons. Lineage: Eukaryota; Fungi; Ascomycota; Eurotiomycetes; Chaetothyriales; Herpotrichiellaceae. The record is from RefSeq and is a predicted model, not a curated record. Bases 1 to 375 code for a protein of 124 amino acids.
AUGCCAGCCUCAUUGCGGAUCGAAAUAUUCCCCUCCGACCUCCAGCGAAUGAUUGAUUUCUAUUCCACCAUUCUCAACUUCAGCUUGAUCAAGCGCGAUGGCGACUACGCUUACCUUGGACGCCGACAUCCAAUGGCAACCUUGGGGACUGAAGGAUUUCCGACUAAUCGACCCCGACGGGUAUUACCUGAGGAUCACAACGCACAGCCCAAAGCGCGAUGGGAAAGGACUGUGAAGCACACGCAUGGCACAUGGGAAAGUCUGAUUGUCCUCUCACAUGCAGCGGUGGACGAUCCCCUCCACAAUAGUCUAACAUGGGCCACCGGGAGACCCAUUCAGGAGGCUAUGCGAUCCCACUCUUUGAAGGAGGGAUGA